Molecule: messenger RNA, 900 nt
Organism: Entrophospora sp. SA101
Lineage: Eukaryota; Fungi; Glomeromycota; Glomeromycetes; Entrophosporales; Entrophosporaceae
Source: the annotation of a GenBank genome assembly
AUGAAUGAUCCUCUUGAAGAAACAAUUACAAAUGUCAAAUCGAUUAAUUCUGAAAUUGAAACCACAAAUAAUAAUAAUUCUCUUGAAGAAACUGAGUCAAAUAAUAAUGUAUAUAUACCUAUGAACAAAGAAAUUGAAGACAUGAUAAAUUAUGGUGAAGUUAAGAAUACUACUCACAAUACAAGAUUCUGGUUGAAAGUUCUGACAGAUGUUAGAAUAAAAAUGAGAUACAAUUAUGACAUUAGUGAAAUUGUUGUUAUAAAUCAGUUACAAGAAGAAUUGAUUCAUUUUUCAAAACCAGGAAGCGCUAAAACUGCAGCAAAAUAUUCUCAAGUCCCAAUUAUAAAUGCUGGUGAUGGUACUGGCGAGCAUCCUACACAAGCAUUCCUCGACGUUUAUACAAUACGUGAAGAAUUAGGCACUGUAAAUGGGUUGACAAUAACUUUAGUUGGUGACUUAAAGAACGGACGUACAGUACAUAGUUUAGUUCGAAUAUUGGCACAAUAUCAUGUUAAACUUAAUUAUGUUAGUCCAAAUUCAUUAUGUAUGCCAACUCAAAUCAAAAAUGAAAUACGUAAAAUUAGCAAUAUACAACAAAACGAAUAUACAGAUUUGGAUGAUAUAAUUGCCGAUACAGAUGUACUUUAUGUGACAAGAAUACAGCGUGAGCGAUUUUCGGAUGCUGCAGAAUAUGAAAAAAUCAAAGAUGCUUAUGUGAUAAAUAAUUCUACGUUAAGAAAAUGUAAAUUCCAAAUGAUUAUAAUGCAUCCACUUCCAAGAAUAAACGAAAUUGAUCCAGAAGUAGAUUUUGAUGAACGAGCAGCUUAUUUCCGACAAAUGAGAUAUGGAAUGUUUGUAAGAAUGGCCUUAUUAGCUUUGGUUUUAGGAAAGACUAUAUAG